AUGUUACAGUUGUUUAUUCUUUCUUUUUCGUUUCUACUUUCGUUUCUCUUUCUUUUUUUAAUUUCUUUUACCCUUCCUCAUUCUCUUUCAUUCAUUAAGUCUUUCGUUAGUUUAAAAAGCCGCUUUCUUUCUUUCAUUUUACUUCUUUCCAUUCGUUUUUUCCUUUUCUUUCUUUCUUUCUUUCUUUCUUUCUUUCUUUCUCACACUCCUCAGUACUCUCUCUCCUUUAUUAUCAUUUUCUCUAUCUUUUAUUCUUUCCCUUUCACAUCUUUUUGUUCGCUAUCCGAGCUGAACUUGUCAUAUCUUUGUCCCAAUUCUCUUAAUCUCUCUCUUUCGCUUUUUCGCUAUUAUCCAUCUCACCCACUCUCUCUCUCAUUCGUUUACCUUUUUAUAUCUCUCUUUUCUACAACAUUUACUCUCUCUCUCUCUCUCUCAAUAUAUUUCUUUCUUGUCUGUGCCUCUCUCUCUCUCUCUCUCUCUCUCUCUCUCUCUCUCUCUCUCUCUCUCUCUCUCUAUCUAUCUAUCUGUCUGUCUGUCUGUCUACGUAUCGAGCUAUCUCAGUCUGUUCAUAUCUAUCUUAAUCUGCUCAUUAUCUAUCUAUUUCAGUCUGUAUCUAUCUAUCUAUCUAUCUAUCUAUCUAUCUAUUUCAGUCUGUAUCUAUCUAUCUAUCUAUCUAUUUAUCUAUUCCAGUCUCUAUCUAUCUAUCUAUCUAUCUAUCUAUCUAUCUAUCUAUCUAUCUAUCUAUCUAUCUAUCUAUCUCUCUAUUUCAGUCUGCAUCUAUCUAUCUAUCUAUAUCUAUCUAUCUAUCUAUCUAUCUAUCUAUCUAUCUAUCUAUCUAUCUAUCUAUCUAUCUAUCGGCUCAUUAUCUAUCUCACUACGGAAGGUUUCAUAGUCAAGCAAUAUUCUGUUUAUCCUCAUUUUAUCUAUCUAUCUAUCUAUCUAUCUAUCUAUCUAUCUAUCUAUCUAUCUAUCUAUCUCAGUCUAUUCAUAUAUAGAAGAACAUAUUGUCUCCAUCCUUUUACAUUUCUUUUUUUAUUUUCAUUGCAUCAUAAUUAUAUCCUUUUUCAUAUUCUUUCUUUCUUUCUUUUACCGCGUUUCUUUUUCUUUCACUCACCGUCUUUCUCGCUUUCUUUCUUUUGUUACAUAGAAUUAUCUUUAUUUCUCUUUCUUUCAUUUACAUUGAAUCAUCAUUAUAUCUAUUUUUUCACCUUUUUUUCAUUUACCUCGUUUCUUUCUUUGUUCCUCACAUUUACCGUCUUUCUUUCUUUCUUUCUUUCUUUCACACUGAAUCACCGUUUUUCCAUAUCACUCCCUUUUUUCACAUAG
Molecule: messenger RNA, 1326 nt
Organism: Acanthosepion pharaonis
Lineage: Eukaryota; Metazoa; Mollusca; Cephalopoda; Sepiida; Sepiidae
Source: the annotation of a GenBank genome assembly